AAAGUUCCAAAAAAAAAAAAAAAAAAAGCCCUACAUUUCUUAUCUUGUCCAUUUUCAGAAGCAAAGCAAACAUGGCUGCUUCUUCUUCUUCAGUGGCUCUCAAUUUCCUGUACAGAAAUCCCAUUAAAGUUCCACUCUCAAUUCUAAAGAAUUUUCCUCCUUUCUCAAAACACACAUUCCCACAUAUUUCGAGCUUUUAUUCUGCUAUUCCCCGUUUGGGCUGCAGCAAUUUCAAGAAACUCAAUCCACUUCACUGCAGUAAUCUUCCUAUUGCUUCUACAAAUAACACUCAGUAUGAGUUUUCUGAUGGCUCUUCUGAGGUGGAGUUGAGAUUAGAACUUGGGCAGGGAGAUGUAACUCCGAAGGACAUACAUGUAGAUGCAAAUGAUAGCUCAUUAGCAAUUAGAGUACAUCAAUCUGGAAUCAUUCGGACUCUAAUGGAAACCAGUACUCUGUAUGAGAAGAUAAAGCCUGCAGAGACAAUAUGGUACAUAGAUGAAGAUCAAUUAGUAAUUAGCUUGAAGAAGCAAAACUCUGAGUUGAAAUGGCCUGACAUUGUGGAGUCUUGGGAGUCCCUGAGUGCUGGAAUUACACAACUCCUUAGAGGAACAUCAAUAUACUUAGUUGGGGAAUCAACUGAAAUCAACGAGAGGAUUGCUCGAGAACUGGCUGUUGGACUAGGGUACACUCCACUUAGUACAAAGGAGCUGCUAGAAGCAUAUGCCAAACAAUCAAUGGAAUCAUGGGUUAAUGAGGAGGGGUCUGAUGCAGUAGCAGAAGCAGAAAGCGCUAUACUAGAGAGUCUGAGUAGCCAUGCCCGUGCCGUUAUUGCAACCUCGGGAGGGAAGGGAGGUGCUGCUGGUAGAGUAAACAAAUGGAGGCAUAUUUUUUCUGGAUUCACAGUAUGGCUUUCCCUUUCUCAAGCCACAGAUGAAGAAUCUGCGAAAGAGGAAGCAAAAAGGAACAUGCAAGAUAGUGGUCGAGGUUACUCUAAUGCUGAAGUGGUAGUCAAGCUCGGAGGUUGGGAUCCUAACUAUUCAAAAGCAGUAGCUCAGGCUGUUCUCAGUGCCCUUAAGCGCUUAAUUUUGGCAGAUAAAGACCUUCCAGGAAAAAAGAGUUUAUACAUAAGGUUGGGCUGCCGAGGUGAUUGGCCAGACAUCAAACCACCAGGUUGGGACCCGUCAAGUAGCCCUGAUGUGUCUUCUCCCUCCUCAUAGAAGAGUCAGAGUGUAAUGCAUUUAACUGUAACUAUUUCUCUCACCUUUCCCCCUUGUAUUUUUUUUUGUCAAUGUAUGAUAUAAUUAGAAAUUUUCCUCCUGAGGGCAUCAAAUUGGAUGCUGUCCAUAUUCUUUAUGUUAAUUGAAAAAUAAGACUUUGGCUUUGCUCCGACAAAGACCAAUUGAUUAUCUAGAAUGCCCUUAGAAAACUGUGGUUCACACAAAGGCCAUUCAUUUGAAACCAGUUUCCAUUGAACGGUGUAAUUGCUAUGGAGAAAAGAAAAUCUCUCUCAAUAUGUUUGGUUA
Molecule: messenger RNA, 1523 nt
Organism: Lycium barbarum (goji berry)
Lineage: Eukaryota; Viridiplantae; Streptophyta; Magnoliopsida; Solanales; Solanaceae
Product: probable inactive shikimate kinase like 2, chloroplastic
Exons: 8
Coding region: 72-1217 (381 amino acids)
Source: RefSeq, a predicted model, not a curated record